Messenger RNA from Penicillium hordei, 288 nucleotides. RefSeq lists its product as uncharacterized. The coding region runs from base 1 to 288 and encodes 95 amino acids. The transcript has 2 exons. The record is from RefSeq and is a predicted model, not a curated record. NCBI's taxonomy places the organism in Eukaryota, Fungi, Ascomycota, Eurotiomycetes, Eurotiales, Aspergillaceae.
AUGCUGAGCCUCAAGGAGCUCCCGGAGGACGAGAGCGACAAGAGUCUUACUCUUUCGGAAGUUCCUUCACAAGGGCGUAUGGUUACCCACGAGGCUACCAAAAAGCGAUACGAGGAUGGUUUGGCGCAAGUCAGAAGUGGUAACAUGGCUGGCUUUAGCAAGAUGCUGUACUCCAGGGCGCAGAAUGAGUUGCUUGGAUUGCCGGAAAAGAGCCUAGAUGAGUCUACCAAGGUUGGGAUUGAUAUGGUCAAGGACCUGCAUAGUCGUGUUGAAGGCAUGGCGUCUUAG